Pygocentrus nattereri (red-bellied piranha) is the source of this 2957-nucleotide messenger RNA. It is a transcript of the gene foxo1b, whose product is annotated as forkhead box O1 b. Gene Ontology annotation, biological process: regulation of transcription by RNA polymerase II. Gene Ontology annotation, cellular component: nucleus. The transcript is spliced from 3 exons. Bases 615 to 2528 code for a protein of 637 amino acids. NCBI's taxonomy places the organism in Eukaryota, Metazoa, Chordata, Actinopteri, Characiformes, Serrasalmidae. The record is from RefSeq and is a predicted model, not a curated record. Gene Ontology annotation, molecular function: RNA polymerase II cis-regulatory region sequence-specific DNA binding; DNA-binding transcription factor activity, RNA polymerase II-specific.
AAUGCUGAAAUAGCCUGUGCCCCUUUAAAAUAAAUGGAUUAAAAUACGUAUAAAAGUCUCACUGAAACAGUUUUAGUGAUCAUUUCAUGUAGGAACUUUCUGUGAGGGAGCUUUUAGAAGGGGACGUCUGGUUCCCAUCACCACCACUGUAAAAACAAAUAUUCACUCCAAACCGCUCUGAAUGACUUUCUUAACAUCACAAUCUUUUAAUCGUGUAGAACUUGUGAAAAACGGGUGGAUUUUCCCUGGAAAUGUGCAAUCUUUUGAAGAUUUGUUUGCUGGAAUCUUUGAAAUAUCGCUAAACAGAAAGGAAAUCAACAGGUGGUUGAGUAUGCAGCGGGGCGGGGAUAUGCAAAUAUGACGCGCGUGAUUGGACGCUCUGCUCAGGAGUGGGCGUGGUCGGCGCUGCGGAUGGUGUCAGUUUACGCCGCUUCUACAACUAAACUCACUCCGAAAGCUGAAGCAUGGUGAGAGCUCCGCAUCACUGAGCGGCUCCAAAACAGAAACACCUACUUUUUUCCAGAGAAGGUUUGAGGGAAACCAGCCAUGCAUAGUUGCUCUUAGUUUGGGUGAAAAGCUGCGGAAAUUCACUCGCUCUAGCUUCAGUUUUCGCCAUGGCCGAGCAGCGGCAGCUGGUCGAUUUCGACCCGGACUUCGAGCCUCUUUCCCGGCCGCGCUCUUGCACUUGGCCGCUGCCGAGACCGGACCUCAGCGAGCCGGGCGGUUCGAGCACAUCCUCCCCGGCGCCUUCGGUGAAGCAGGAGCCGGGCAAUGUGGACUUUAUCAGCAGCCUGAGCCUGCUGGAAGAGACGGAGGACUACCCGGAGGAUGGGAAGGGGUUUGUGCCGUGCAGUGGCUUCCCGUGUCCGGAAGGCUGCGUCCACCAGCAGCCCCAGCAGCCCCAGCAGAGCCCCAGGCUGGUUCAGCAGCCGCAGCAGCAGCAGCAGCAACAGGUGCCUCUUUCCGGGCAGAGGAAGAGCAGCUCUUCGCGUAGAAACGCCUGGGGCAACAUGAGCUACGCGGAUUUGAUCACCAGGGCCAUCGAAAGCUCCCCUGAGAAGCGCCUCACCCUGAGUCAGAUCUACGAGUGGAUGGUGAAGAGUGUGCCUUACUUCAGGGACAAGGGGGACAGCAACAGCUCCGCGGGAUGGAAGAACUCCAUCCGCCAUAACCUGUCUCUGCAUAGCCGGUUUGUGCGUGUUCAGAAUGAGGGAACCGGCAAGAGUUCGUGGUGGAUGCUGAACCCUGACGGAGGGAAGAGCGGGAAGUCCCCCCGCCGCAGAGCCACCUCCAUGGACAACAACAGCAAAUUCGCCAAGAGCCGUGGACGCGCCGCAAAAAAGAAGAUGUCUCUACAGGCUGGUUUAGACGCUGGCUCUAACAGUCCUGGCUCGCAGUACUCUAAGUGGCUUGGUAGCCCGAACUCCCACAGCAACGAUGACUUCGAGGCCUGGACCACCUUCCGGACGCGGGCAAGCUCGGACGCCAGCACGCUCAGUGGCCGGCGGUCACCGUAUUUGGCCGAGGAGGAUGUUGGCGAGGCUGGAGAAAUCCACAUGGGCUACCCUGGCACUCCUGGCACCAAACUCGGGGGCACCCUGCCCAGCCUGUCUGAAGUGGCCGGAUCACUGGGUCACCAUGGGUCGUCCAAAAACGUGAUGAUGGAGAAUCUUUUAGAUAACCUCAACCUUCUGUCACCCAAAAAUAACAGCCAAGGUGGACAGGACAGCCAGAAUGCCUCUGGAAAUUCUGGAUAUUCGCCCUACAGCUCACCCGGACUGGGUGCCCAGCCUCAAAGCCAGCCGGACUUUCGUAAGUGGCCAUUGUCCAUUCAGACUCUAUCAGACAGUAAGCCAAGAGGUUAUGGUCCCUUCAUGGGACAGUAUAACUGCCCCACAGGCCUUUUAAAGGAGCUUUUGACCACUGAGGCUGACCCUAGAGGGGAUAUACUGCCCCCUAUGGAAGCUGUGGGGUCACAAAGUGGGGUACUGCCCCCGUAUAAUGCCCAGGGGCAGUUAGGGCAGGGGGGCAAAUUGACCGGCCCUCACACACAUGGCCACCCAAACCCACACCCAAGGCCAAUUCACCCUCAGCUGCCCUCCACAAUGAACGGUUGUGGCCUUUUGCCCCUAGGCCAUCCUGGUCGCCAUGGUAACGUGAAGCCAUACCCUCACCUGCCCCAUGGACAAGCGCCUCACCUGGGUGGAAGAGGAGGGGGCGGAGCCGUGGAUGCAGCACCGCCACCGAAUUACUGCAAUGUCAAUGGUAAUGGUUACCAUAGAAACACCCCGGUCCAGCAUCACCACCAUCACCACCAUCACAGUCACCUGGAGCGGUUGCCUAGCGACCUGGAUGACAUGUCCAUCGAGCGGCUGGAGUGUGACGUGGAGACGGUCCUGCACGACACGCUGAUGGAUGGCGACGCACUGGACUUCAACUUCGACCCCAUGGCCAGUCAGCAGGGGUACGCGCACACGAGUGUCGCGCAGGGGGUCAAGACCACCACACACAGCUGGGUGUCUGGAUAAAUGCACACAUCCAUGCAUAGACUCUGAUUGAUAGCCUUCUUUACUCUAAGAGCAAAACGUUGAGCAUACACUGUGAUGUAUGAAGCCUUUUCGAAUAUCUGAUUAUACGGUAGUGCUGUACGAUAUUGAUCAAAUUCAAUAUCACAAUACUUUCCAAACAUAUCAUGAUAUCUGAUGAUAUUUAAGUUUGCCUUGAUAUAGUUCACCAUAAUCCUCACAAAUCUAAUUUUUUGCCUAGAUCUGUGACUCAGAUCGGAUACGUAUCCAAUUCGUGGCCGUGUGGCCUUAAUUUGACGCUCAGGUCGGAAUUCAUGUCCUUUUUUUCCACUGUGCUGUGCCAUCAUUCAGCGUUACCAUGGCAACAGCGCCGAACAGACGUUAAAGCCCGUAAACGGUGGAAAAGCAGCUCAUCUCACCUUUUUCUCCUCC